AUGGAAUAUCUUAUUGUAAAUCUUAACGGAUUAAUAAGAAUUAAAGUUUAUAAUUUUAAAAAAGGUUGUGAUUGUUUAGGUAUUGAAUUUAAAGAAGCAAAUUAUAAUAUUUUACCAAAUGAUCCUUAUUUUGCAGGAUUAAUUGAUACUGACGGUUCUAUCGUAUUUAAUUACUCUGGAAACCGUAUUGAAUGUAAUUUAGAAUUUAAACUUAAUGAAUAUACAUCUAAACUAAACUUAGACAAUGUUAUACCUCACUAUAAACCUGCAAUAUCUAUAAGAAAUAAACAAAAUUAUAAAUCAAUUUCCUUUAAAUUUCAAACUGUUAACGGUAUGGUCUUUUUAUAUCAAUAUUUUAUGAUAAAUAGACUAUUUUCUGAUAUGAAAUUCUACAGAAUUUCACAAAUAUUAAGAUUUAUCGAAAUUCGUAAAUAUAAUAAAUAUCCUUUUAACAGUGAAGAAUUCUUAAUUUACUCUGAAUUCUUAUUAAACUGA
This is a messenger RNA of Ascoidea rubescens DSM 1968, 495 nucleotides long. RefSeq lists its product as uncharacterized. The coding region runs from base 1 to 495 and encodes 164 amino acids. The transcript has a single exon. Lineage: Eukaryota; Fungi; Ascomycota; Saccharomycetes; Ascoideales; Ascoideaceae. The record is from RefSeq and is a predicted model, not a curated record.